AUGCGAGUAAGUAUCAGUCCUGGAGAAAGAUUGUCGGUUACUCUACGAUUCCUUGCAACAGGUGAGCCAAAAUACAAAACAAAGCGUUAUUGCCCGUUUUGGAUUAUAUACAAAAAAUUGGCAAUGUCAAUGAGUAAUAUUUUUUUUAGAAGAGUCGUUCCGAAGUGAGACAUGUCAAGCUUUGUAUGAAGCAAUGAAACAGCAAUAUCUAAAAGUAGGUGGUCACAAUCAUUGCAUAUAACUAAAUGUGUAAGACAACAAACUAGAACUUUAUAAUAUUAAAAUAACAAGAACUUACUAGAUUGCUAGAAUUAAAACUUUAUAAUAUCUUUAUAAAAACAACUGGAACUUUAUCACAUAACUAAUCAGACCUUCAUAAUAUAUUUACUGGAAGUCUAGAACUGUAUCAUGCAUAUAAGUAUAACUAUUAAAUAGCACUGUAUAUUAAAAUAUCAACAAUUCAUCUUGUUAAAUGAACAAAAACACAGUCACAGGAAAAGUGUCAGGAAUUAAGUAUGUUUUCAUCAUGGUUGAACCAAGGAGAGAACUGCUGUAUUUGACGGCUACUUUGCUGUUUGGCACCAGACAUUUGCAUUUGCCCCUGCCCCAACAUUCCCAUUUGGGCCUGAAACAAAAUAUUAUUUAUAUGAUACUGCACAAUGUGCUGCAUUGUAGGGUCUAGCUUUUUCAUAGACUCUAUUACAAAAUUUCCAAAGGCUUCAGACUCUCCUCCUUCAGGUUUAGCCUUUUUCUUUUCCUUAUUAUUUUGAGCAAUCGAAGAGGCCAAUCCCUUCAUGACUUCAAGUUCUUCCUCUUGUAGUUUCUUUUUCAUGGAUUUAGGUCUUGAUUUUAGAGGUAGCUUUGUUGACCUAGGUGUGGUUGUAUCAUUUACAUCGUCAAGCAAAUUAUCAUCAUCACCAUCUGGAUCAAGAUCUGCCAAAAUGUCACCACUCUCAUCAUUAUCACUGUCAGCUACAUCAGUCGGUGUUAUAGGAUCUGCCUAAUAAAGAAUUAAAAUGCAGCUUAUUGAAUAAAUAGUUUCUAAAAAUACAUUAAUACAAUUUGAAACAACUUUGAUAUACUUUUGCCAAAAAUAAAGAACUUGAGAUUUACUAAUUAGGUCUACAGUCAAAACUUUAUUUCUCAAAUGUGUAUGGUGAGGUAUCAUACAUAUACAGAUUAUCUAACAAGACUGGCAAAAGCAGGCCCUCUGAGCACUCGUAGGGUAUUUUGCCCUAAGCCCCCCCCCCCCCUCCUGGGCUUCUUGUCAGCCUUGUUAUCUAGUUACAGCUAAUCUUGCACACAACAUGAAGUGCUAUGAUUUAUUUUUUUUGCCAGAUAAAAGAAGACCUAAAGCAAAUAUCAAACUAUUUUAAUAGGCCCCAUCAACAGAAGAAGAGUGGCUAAAAAUUGCUGAUGAGUUCCAAGCACAGUGGAAUUAUCUCUGUUGUAUUGGGGCAUUAGAUGGAAAGCACAUAGCAAUUCAACAACCUGCAGAUAGCAGUUCAGAAUUUUUUAAUUAUAAACACUUCUUUAGUGUCCUUCUUCUUGCCCUGGUCGAUGCCAACUACAAGUUCUUAUAUGUGAAUGUUGGAGCUACUGGACGGGCACGAGAUGCAGGUGUGUUCGCAGAUUGUUCUUUAAAGAAAGCUCUGGCAAAUAAAACACUAAAUCUUCCACCACCAGAAACUAUCGAGGGAGUUUCUGAAAAGAUUUGUUAUCAUAUUGUAGCCGAUGAUGCAUUUCCUUUAACAAAGAAUAUAGUGAAACCUUAUCCACACAGAAAACUAGAUAAACCAAAGCGAAUCUUUCAUUACCGAUUAUCAAGAGCAAGAAGAGUGGUUGAAAAUGCAUUUGGCAUCUUGGCAAAUCGAUUUAGAGUGUUUCUCACAACUAUUAACCUCAGACAUGAAAAAGUGAAUGACAUUAUUCUUGUAACCUGUUGUCUGCACAAUUUUAUGGUUGCAAACAACAUGAGCAACUACACAAGCUGUCAAGAUAUUGAAGAUACCGAUAAUCAGCAGUUCACGCCUGGUCAAUGGAGAAGAGAUACACAAUUGUAUGGAAUACAAACAACAUCAGUUAGAAAUUCGUCAAAGAGUGCAAAGGAACAGCGAGUACAAUUGACAAAUUAUUUCGUGUCCGAAAAUGGCUCUGUUCCAUGGCAAGACUACAUGUGCAGUCUUUAA
Paramuricea clavata is the source of this 2189-nucleotide messenger RNA. NCBI's taxonomy places the organism in Eukaryota, Metazoa, Cnidaria, Anthozoa, Malacalcyonacea, Plexauridae. The record is from the annotation of a GenBank genome assembly.